Molecule: messenger RNA, 454 nt
Organism: Linum tenue
Lineage: Eukaryota; Viridiplantae; Streptophyta; Magnoliopsida; Malpighiales; Linaceae
Source: the annotation of a GenBank genome assembly
UUUUCUCAAUGAAUUCAUCGGCCUCGAAACCACGUCGGCAGCAAGCAUGCCCAUAGGUGGAUUGUCCGCGAUGAUUCUACAGCGGUCAUUUUCAAAGACCCUCUGCAGACCUUGCUCCCAAUCCAAUUUGCUCUUAUCCCCGACUCGCUUACUUUUUUGGUUCUCAACCACAAAUCUGUUCAUUUUGCUGCAUGUCCCCCCAAAUCUCACUUACUGAGUGCAAGGUAACUUCUUUUUUAUGUUGGUUCAAGAUUAAUAUGGUUUCUGCUUAUAUCUCUAAAGCUGGGACUGGGUUUUCAUGGAAGCCUUUCAGGUCGCUUGGUAGGUUUGUGAAGCUCUCCCUUACCUCUGCCAUAACGUUGUGCUUGGACUUGUGGUAUACCACAGUGGUGAUUAUGAUGGUUUGAUGGCUGAAGCAACUGGGUACAGUAGUUAUUUUUCUCAAACUUUCAUC